AACGCAGGAGUUGACAAACGUACGGACAGACGCACAACGGCAGCCGCACUGAUAUUAGCUGUUUGUUUUUUUGUUUUUGAAGUCGACUUUUCGCGUUAAGGGAAAUUGUUAUUUUAAAACUUCAGUUUUCUGAGGUCGCAACAUGAGAGGGAGCGAAGUCCAUGCAGCAGAAUCUGUUGCCUACCUUAACAGAGCAAUGGUUAGGCUGCAGGAAAUUUGGGACGAGAUUGGGAUCCUAGAGGAGCAGCGUCUGGAAAGAACCAACGAGGUCCACAAGCACAUCAAAGGUUUGCUGGAUUUAAUGAUUGCUGAGGAAGAAGCACAUAAACCCAGACUAGUAAAAAGCAUUGAGUCCUGCCGCAAAGAACUUAGUGAUCUAUGCAGUGAACUUCAGCUGCCCCCCUUUGAGGAUGAGGAAGAUGGUUGCACCAUGCUGCAGAUGGAGAAGAACUAUCGCACAAAACUAGAAGUCAUGAAGGAGCAUAAGAGGCAAAGAUUGGAGGAGCUUAAACGGCUGACAGCUAAAGACUGCGAGCUGUGUGACAUUAUGUGCACCACACCUUUUUCCAUCAACAAGAACUCCCUCCCAUCACUGACGCAGCUGGAAGCAUACCGUGCCUACCUUGACGAGCUGACAAAAGAGAAGGAGCGUCGCCAUCUCGAAUUUGUGAGCUUGAAAAAGGAGAUUGCAUUAUGCAUGAAUGAUUUGGAGCAGCAACCAGAGACCAGUUUUGAAACAGAUGUGAUGUGUGAGGACGAUGAAGCAUUUUGUCUGUCAAAUGACAACAUGGAUGCUCUUAAACUGCUCCUUGGCCAGUUAAAAGAACGCAAGAAUGAGAUUCAACUCCACUGUUCUGCUCUACGCACUAAGAUACAACAAUUGUGGGAAAGACUUCAGGUUCCUCAAGAGGAAAGGGAAGGAUUCUCUGAGCAUAUGGUCAAGUCAAAAAAGAAAAACAUUGAAGCACUUCAGAUUGAGUUCCAGCGACUGGAGGUUUUGAAAAUUCAGAGCAUGAAAAGUGUAACUGAGGCCAUCAGAGCUGAGAUUGCCCUCCUUUGGGAGAGAUGCUUCUAUAGUCAAGAGCAGUGCCAGGCUUUUGUUCCAUAUCAUGAAGAUAAUUUCACUGAAGAGCUUCUCAACCUCCAUGAGGCUGAAGUUAAAGCCUUAAAAAAGUACUAUGAGGAUCAUAAAGAGCUCUUUGAUGGAGUCACGAAAUGGCAGGAGAACUGGUCCUUGUACUUGGAACUUGACAAAAAGGCAAAUGAUCCAGGAAGGUUCAACAACAGAGGUGGAAAUCUUCUGAAAGAGGAGAAACAAAGAAGUGACCUGCAGAAAAGUUUGCCUAAGCUGGAGAAGAUUCUCAAGGCCCAAAUUGAUUUGUGGGAGCAGGAGCAGGGCAAGGAGUUCCUUGUGGGUGGACAGAAAUUCAUGGAGUAUGUUCAGAAGCAGUGGGAUGAGCACCAGUCUGAAAAAGAGAAGGAGAAACUGGAGAGGCAACUGAAGAAAACUAAGCAGACUCAGGAGGACAUGUUGUAUGGAACGACUGUUAGGACACCAUCCAAGAGGCGGAUGGCAGGGAAUCCCACACCAGUCAAACUCAGAAAGCUCAAUGGAACCUCAACCAUGUCCACACCCACCAGCUUCCUCAGCUCUGGCUUCGGUGGAACCAUGUGUCAGUCAUCAUUCCAGAAACCGCCUCUGUCCACUACCAAGGGUUUUGGCAUUCGAACCCCUGGACAAGGACGGACUCCCCGUGUACUAGAUCGAAACAAGGAAAACAUCUCCCAUCUUAGAAACACUCCAACAAGUGGCACAUUAAGGUCUCAGGAUACUCAAGAUCACACCUUCACCAUAAACUCUAUCGCUGGCUCCUAUUCGGAAUUUGCGAGGGACCUCACGAAGGCUUCUAAGUCGAACGUGAAGACGGGAAUUAUGAACUCCACCGUCCAGAAUCACUGAUGGUUCAAUGGAGCUGCUUCAGCACUGGGGGUCAUCCAGCUCAGCGGUGGUCUGGUCUAGUACUGAUGUCACUGAACAAGAAGCUUCUAAUGUAAACGUCCUCACAAAAACUAUAUUGUAUAUAUUUAUGAAAAGUGAACAUUCUGAGACUCAAGCAGUUUUAAACUUUAUUUCAGGAUUCUAGUGCCGAGUCUGUAUGUGUGUGUUUGUAAUAUGGCUGCUGUGGCUGUUGUAUUUUUAUUUUUUGCAUUACAGCUUUUUCAUAUGAAACAAUAUUCAGCACUACUUGAUUUCAGUACUGUAGCGUUAAGCCAGUGCACUAUAAAUUUGCUCCUCCAGCUGGGAUGACAGCUACAUUUUCUCUUGAUCUAAUUAUUUUGAGGGCUUUUUUUCUCUUUUUUUCUUUUUUAAAUCAAGCUGUAAAUAAACAUUCU
Messenger RNA from Sphaeramia orbicularis (orbiculate cardinalfish), 2394 nucleotides. RefSeq names its product protein regulator of cytokinesis 1-like. Gene Ontology annotation, molecular function: microtubule binding. The transcript is spliced from 14 exons. Gene Ontology annotation, biological process: microtubule cytoskeleton organization; mitotic spindle midzone assembly. Bases 143 to 1960 code for a protein of 605 amino acids. The record is from RefSeq and is a predicted model, not a curated record. NCBI's taxonomy places the organism in Eukaryota, Metazoa, Chordata, Actinopteri, Kurtiformes, Apogonidae. Gene Ontology annotation, cellular component: spindle; cytoplasm; mitotic spindle midzone.